This is a messenger RNA of Ostertagia ostertagi, 513 nucleotides long. The record is from the annotation of a GenBank genome assembly. Lineage: Eukaryota; Metazoa; Nematoda; Chromadorea; Rhabditida; Trichostrongylidae.
AUGGAAGAAAUGGAAAAAAGGUUUGCCUUCAAUGCGAGCAACGAAUGUGUUAGUGGUACACUAAACUACAACGAGUGGAAAUAUCGUGUUGCAUGUAGCUACAUUAAUUAUGCACCUAUACCUGUAUACGUCGCCAUUCUUAUUCUCCGAAGGCUUACUAUAUCUAAGAUGAACUACCAUACAUCCAUGUCUGGAACCACGAAACAGCUCCAUUCCCAACUACUGAAGGUGCUGACUAUCCAGGCCUGUUUGCCCAUGACGCUGUUCGUGUCCACCUUCGGAUAUUUUAUUUCCCAAAUGGAUAUAUAUCGUAAUCCUCUUAUAGAAUAUUCUCAGAGUUUUCUGGUAGUACCAAUUCCUGCACUAAAUGCUCUUGUAUCAUUAUAUUUCAUCGGGCCCUAUCGUAUGUGGAUAGGUGAUUCGCUUUCCUGCACGCACAUACCACCCUUCAAAUUGCGUAACAGCAACAUAGUGCCUGUACCCACUUAUAACGGUGCCGUUGCUCCUGCCACC